This is a messenger RNA of Camelina sativa (false flax), 2514 nucleotides long. RefSeq names its product DEAD-box ATP-dependent RNA helicase 46. Lineage: Eukaryota; Viridiplantae; Streptophyta; Magnoliopsida; Brassicales; Brassicaceae. Gene Ontology annotation, molecular function: protein binding; nucleic acid binding; RNA helicase activity. The record is from RefSeq and is a predicted model, not a curated record.
CGCAUUUCACUCCUUACUUUUCUCCACUCCAGUCUCUCUCUCUCUCUCUCUCUCUCUCUAUAUAUAUAUAUAUAUAUAUAUUCAGCGUUUCUUCUUCUCUGUGGCGUAGCUUUCUAGAGAGGAGGAAUCUAGGUCGUGCUCUGUGAUUUUUUCUCAUACUCUCUCUCUCUCUCUCGACAGUGAAAGCUCGGUAUUUGGUAUGGCUGCUGCUUCUACAAUCCGUUACGCCCCUGAGGAUCCAAAUCUUCCUAAGCCAUGGAAAGGUCUUGUGGAUAGUAGAACUGGGUAUUUGUACUUUUGGAAUCCGGAGACCAAUGUUACUCAGUACGAGAGACCAGCUUCUUCCGCUCCUCCCAAGCUUGCUGCUACUCCUGUAAGCUCUUCACUUCAGACUCAACAAUCUUCUUCUGGCAAGGAAGAGGAUAAGUAUAAUCGGGGCAGUGAUGGGCCUAAGUCUGAUUCUGGAUCAAGGUUCACUGAGGCUGCAAGAACUGGACCAAUAUCUUCUAAUGAUGCUGCGAGUGGACCAGGGAAUGCUGCAUCUGGUGGAUCAUCUGUCAAAGGGCCUCCUUCUUCGGCCACAGGAAAUGAAUUGUCCCCAGAGGCCUAUUGCCGCCGCCAUGAAAUUACUGUCAGUGGAGGCCAAGUGCCACCACCUCUGAUGUCUUUCGAAGCCACCGGUCUUCCCCCAGCGCUUCUGCGGGAGAGUCACAAUUUUAUGCCACAUGCGCUCUCUUUUGUCCCAGGUGCGAUAUUUGCUCUUGGAGGAGCUAAUGUCGUACGCUGUGCCACUUCUUUGGGGUCCUUGCAAAUUAUUUGGAGUGCCCUUUUUGGUGGACCAAAUUUUUUGGUAUACAGUGCAGGAUUCUCUGCUCCUUCUCCAAUUCAAGCUCAGUCGUGGCCAAUUGCUAUGCAGAACAGAGACAUAGUUGCCAUUGCUAAAACAGGCUCUGGAAAAACUCUGGGUUACUUGAUUCCUGGUUUCAUGCAUCUCCAACGGAUCCACAAUGAUUCACAAAUGGGCCCAACGAUCUUGGUAUUGUCACCUACUAGGGAGUUAGCCACACAAAUCCAAGUUGAGGCUCUGAAAUUUGGCAAGUCGUCCAAAAUUUCGUGUGCGUGCUUGUAUGGUGGAGCACCCAAGGGUCCUCAGCUGAAGGAAAUAGAAAGAGGUGUUGAUAUUGUUGUUGCAACUCCCGGGCGGCUGAAUGAUAUCCUUGAAAUGAGGAGAAUCAGUCUGCAUCAAGUGUCUUAUCUUGUGCUGGACGAGGCUGAUAGAAUGUUGGACAUGGGGUUCGAGCCUCAGAUCAGGAAAAUUGUGAAAGAGGUUCCCACUAAGCGUCAAACCCUCAUGUACACAGCAACGUGGCCAAAGGAGGUCAGAAAAAUUGCAUCUGAUCUUCUUGUUAACCCUGCCCAAGUCAACAUUGGUAAUGUUGAUGAGCUUGUUGCGAACAAGUCCAUUACUCAGACUGUUGAAGUCUUAGCACCAAUGGAGAAACAUACAAGGUUAGAGCAGAUACUGCGGUCUCAGCAACCGGGCUCCAAGAUUAUUAUUUUCUGUUCAACAAAAAGGAUGUGUGAUCAACUAGCACGGAACCUGACCCGCACGUUUGGAGCCGCUGCUAUACAUGGAGACAAGUCUCAGGCUGAGAGAGAUGACGUGCUGAACCAAUUUAGAAGUGGUAGGACUCCUGUUCUUGUUGCAACCGAUGUAGCUGCUCGUGGGCUUGACGUUAAGGACAUAAGGGUGGUGGUCAACUAUGAUUUUCCAAAUGGAGUGGAGGAUUAUGUUCAUAGAAUCGGAAGAACUGGAAGAGCUGGAGCAACCGGUUUAGCUUACACCUUCUUUGGGGACCAAGAUGCAAAACAUGCUUCAGAUCUUAUCAAGAUCUUGGAAGGAGCAAAUCAGAAAGUUCCUCCACAGGUCCGUGAAAUGGCUACACGUGGUGGUGGGAUGAACAAAUUCCGCCGCUGGGGUCCACCUUCCGGUGGUUCUGGUGGCCGUGGCUAUGGUGAUUCUGGUUAUGGUGGUCGUGGGGAUUCUGGUUAUGGUGGCCGUGGUGAUUCUGGUGGUAGAGGAAGCUGGGGUUCACGUGACAGUAGCAGCUCGGGAUGGGGAAGAGAGAGAAGCCGUAGUCCUGAGAGGUUCAACGCAGGUCCACCGUCGACUUCUGACCCACCUCGCAGCUUUCACGAGAUGAUGAUGAUGAAACAGAGAUAACUCAUCGUUCGUUUUAACCAAAUGGGGGCAAUAUACAUAGUAGAGACCCUUUCUGUUCGGUUAAUUAUUCAUUUUGUCUGCUGUGUGUUUGUGUGUGGAACGAAGUCACCAGUACUUCUAACAUCAAACACACCCGAAGUACUUCUAAUGUUUUGUUCGACGAGAAACCCUUUUUUGUUUAUAUAGUGAAAACAAAGACUCGUUAUGGGUUGGUUCUCUCUUUGGUGGUGUUUAAGUGGAAGAUGUUUAAGCUUAAUGUAUAUCAGACCCUCUUAUUUAGAAUGAAGUUA